GAUCGUGUGUUUAACAAGCAACUCAAGCAAGUCCUUGUCAGCAAGAAUUAAAGUUGUGAUUGCUGACAAGACUGGGUUUUCAAAAGAUGAAUUCCAUUAUCAAGUAAGUUUGUUUUAUUUUGUUUUGUUUUAAUAACUUUAUCACUGAAUUACAGUAAGUGAACGUUGUCUGAAUUUGCAUAGUUGAUUGUCCAUGCAUGUGCUGUCUGCUUUUCACUGGCAAUGCAGUGUAUAGAUUAAGAGGAGAUCCUCUUAAUCUGUGGCAAGUGUAUGCAUAUGUGGUGGCGUAGUCGUCCAAACCAGCGCCUUUCACCUCUGAGAUCGUGGGUUCGACUUAAAAGAGUUUGUCGACGCUCUGCGGGUGCUCCGGUUCCGUCCCACAAUGAAAGUUGGCAAGCUGGGUUAGGAUAAACUUAAUUAAGAAAGUAAUAAAUGCAAAUAAAACAUCACAGCUAGAAACAACAUACUAAAAUGAGUAAAAUUGCAAAGUUUGGUUGCGAAAUGUUGUAAAAUUCGGAAAAUAUAGCCCUGCAAUGUUUGCAAAUUUUGUAUACGUUUGUAUUGCGUGCGGAAAUUGCUACCACAUUUGGGCCGAAAAUGGUAGCAAUUUCCGCACACAAUACAAAAGUAUACAAAAUGUGCAAACUUUGCAGGGCUAUAUUUUCCGCAUUUUACAACAUUUCGCAACCAAACUUUGCAAUUCUACUCAUUUUAGUAUGUUCUUUCUAGCUGUGGUGAUUUAUGUGCUCUCCUUGCCAAGUUUUAAAAUUACUCUAUAAUGGGAAUUGUUUUUUAUUGUUGUAAAGAUAAUCUAAAAAUAGUCUAGGCUAAGUAAUAUAUGUAAUUAGGUAAGCUUAAUACUUGAUGGCAUUCGAAACUUCCAAGUACUUUUCAUUAUUUUUAGCUUAUUUAGUAGUCCUUACGCAUUUUUAGGUAAUAUUGUGAAUAUUCCUUAAAUUAGUUUGUAACAAGCAUUCAUUGUUGUUUUUGACUUGUUAUAUUCCUAGAAUCCUCAAGUGGAAGAUUAUGAACCAAAAAUUGGUCCAAUCUCAGGUGGGACCAAUGUGACGAUAUAUGGUGAAGAACUUGAUACUGGAGUUGAUAUUCAGGUGUUUCUUGGUCGAUCCAAAUGUUUAAAUUUGAGGUAAGAUAACAGAGGUUUAGCAUUGUAUAUUUUUAGACACACCAGCUAUCAUCCAAGGCAGUCCAAUAUCAUUUAAAUUCCAGUGUCUUAACGUCACGCAAGCGGUCUACAUGUCUACUAGCUAAUACUGCUCCCAGGAUGCAGCUGGUAAUCUUGAUUUUAUGCUGAUAUUUUAACCUUUUAUGUCGCUGUUGUGAAAAGGGAAUCAUGGAAAGUCCUUGAAUUUGAGAAAAUAAACCCUGGCCUGGCUAGAAAAUUAGUGCAUGUCAUUAACAGUCCUGGAAUUUCGUUCCAGCUGCAGUGCUGAUAAUACUUGAACAUUAUUUAGACUAUUGCUGUUGAAUAAAACGUAGCGUUUCAAAAGCAAAUUUCUUGGCACUUUCAAAGAUAUUUCCAGUUUUAGACCCUUGAAUUUACUCAAAAAUAUCCUGGAAAGUCCUGGAAAAGUCCUUGAAUUCCAUCUUCAUUAAAGGAUGGGAACCUUGCCAAAGUUACCUGAUGAUAAAACACUUAAAUACAUCAUGUUCCAACCGAACAUGUUUUUACUCGAAUUUCAAUCAGGAUCCAAUUAACGUUUCGACAUUCCGGACUAGAGUCUUCAUCAGGGAUGAUCUACGCUUGCAUCGCAACUCAUUGUAUACUCGAGGGAUGACGUCAUUGGCCAACAAGAUAUAGAUACUCUACUGAUAGCUAUGUUUAUAUACCACGCUUCUGGACAACGUCGACGACGGUUAGUGGUAAUUACGGUAUUUAUCCCACGCGAACGCAUGCUUAGUUUGACACGCAUGUUCUGCCGCAGCCUCGGAUCUUCCCUUACCGAAACUGCCCUUUCAUUGUUCUCUUAAACAUGUGCCAAAUUCUAAAUUGGUGCUUAGACUGGCGCUCAGACGAGGGAGAUAAACUUUUCAGAAUAUGUCCAUACUAUGGCCAGGGAAGUUGUCUAUAGAAGCGUGGCAUAUAAAGAUGGAUCAUCAUGUUUUCAAUAGACAUGACGGUAGCUAUUUGUCACUAGAGUAUGUACAUCCUGUUGGUCGAUGACGUCAUCCCUGGAUUACACAAGAAGCUGCGAUGAGAAGCUGAGAAUAUUAAUUUGCAUGCAGCAACAACAUGCAGCACAUGAAACAAUAGAUAGCUCCAGAAUAUUUCACUUCAUCCAACUUGACUUGGUCACAAUAGACCCUUCCGGAAAGUACGUCACCUUGGCCAUUGAGCCUCGUGUUUUCGUUAGAGUUCAACGUCGCAAUCAACGUAUAUCUGGAGUGAGAGUCCAAAAGUGAAGCCAAGAUGCAGGAAAUUGAAUAACUAUUGGGCGUCAGUUCCAGUCCCUUUCUUUGUCUGCGUGGCCAUAACACGAAGCUAGCAAGGAGUGCGCCGAAAUUUCGUAUUUUGAAAUAUAUUUAAAGAAUAGUAAUAUGAUUUUAUGAACUGAAAACGUGAUUAGCGAUACGAUCCAUUAGAAAAACUGGACUUAGCUGGGAAAAUUGUAUAAAAACUGUUUACGACCUUCAUAGCUAUUGAACGUCAAUGGCCGCCAUCUUGGCUUCACUUUUCUUCACUUUUCUCAUUUCUCUGAAGUUCUUACUCCAGAUAUAUAUAGAGCUCACUGUUCAAACCAGGCUUUAACCAUAGAUUAUAGAUCAGACCAGAUGUCUCACUGUGUAUCUAUCCCUAUGAUUUUCGUGUCCGCGAUUUUCGCGAGGCUAUCACGCCAGAUGACGCGUGCGACACUUACUGCCAAAAUGGCGCUCACUGCCAAAAUGCGUGAUUGCUCACGUUUCAUGGCGUCGGAAUACACUUACUGCCAAAAUGGCGGCCAACGCGUGCUCAUAAAAAACCGCGGACACAAUUUUGGCUGAGUGAGACAUCUGGUAUUACCUAUAAUCUAUGCUUUAACUCACCCCCCAUAAUGACACCAGAGUGUCGAAACGUUGAGCAGGGAGUAGAGUUAGCUAGUGUUGACAUGUCUGAUAUUAAACCUGUUGCGGUGAAGAAAUAAAUUUCAAAUCAUGCAUGUUCCAAUAUUUGUUCCAAUAUUUGUAGGGUGACAAAAACAAGGAUGAGAUGUACAACAUCGCAGUUUCAGAACAUAACAAGAAAACGAAGAUCAAUAUCAAAUGAUGAAACGCUGGUGGUCACAUUUGAUGGUCUCCCGCCUGUGUAUGGCGCAAACGUUACAUCGUUCAAAUAUGUUCCUGAUCCCGUUAUAACUGAUAUUACACCACGUAUCACGUUCCCAAGGUAGGAACACAAGUUGCGGACUUUACAUGUCCUGCAUGAUGCAAUUUUUCACACAUUAUACACACAUGUCGACAAACUAUACACACAUGUCGACAAAUUGUUAUCAGCCAGCCUAGAAAUAAGGGCAUCUAUUUAAAUUUCAGCGCUUUUUCGCAUGAGAAGACUGGAAUAUAGGUAAUUUCGGGGCCGGACAUUGGACCGGAAGAGAAUCCCGCCAACCUCAUGCCUAGAGGAAAGAGCCUGGGUACGAUGUUGGAAUCCGGCCUUAUGACGUCAUACAGUCGAUUAACCUGGAAAUCAACUACCACCCGCAGUGCGAAGGCCCUGGGUCUAGGCUGGUUAUCAGUAUUAUUUUCCUUUGUUCUGAUUGAAUUUCUUCGUUUUUAUAUUUAUGAAAGUUUUCCAUGGUAAACCCUGGGAACAGACGUACUGUACUGUUGCGAAAAUGUUUGAAAAUUUCGACAUUUCCAUGAAUGUUUUCAGCUUGGGAAACGUUGUGGUAACAGAAUUACAGAAAAUAUUUCCCAACUAAUUCAUAUUUCGUUUCCCUGGUGUGAAUUUCGUUGUGGAAACAAUGUUUCUUAUUUUGCUCUAAACAAUGUUCCGGAACAAUGUUAAAGCGUUACUUUAUAUUAUAGGGCUCACAGGAAAAGGACCACUACAUUACCACUACAGCCUAUAAAAUUAAAUUACCACCACAGCCUAUGAAAAUACCCACAGGAGCUAUUUACGAUAAUACAUUUAAUUGUUGUAGUAAAAAAUUUCGUUAACACAAUUUUUCUUCUUUCUUUUAAGUUCUGACCGACAAAUUAAUGUCACUGGUUCCGACUUGAAUGGCAUACAUUCUCCUAAAAUUAGAUUGAUAUUCCAGGACAAAACUUAUGUUGAAAGUGUGAGUCAUAGGUUAAAAAUACUGAAUAAAUCCCUGAAUUAUAACACAUAACAUAUAUGAUAUUUGUGAUGUUACUCUGAGUAUGCAUCCACACCGGGCAAGCUGAAAAGUUAGCUUGGCCACGGUGGGAAUCGAACCCGCGACCUUUGCGAUACUAGUCCAAUGCUCUAGUUCGACGCACACUCAGAGUAACAUCACAAACAUCAUAUUCACCUGAGUACAUAUCACCAACACUCCAGAUACAACUCACUGUGUUAGCUGUGGUGAACAGCCUUUCAGGUUGUUAGUUUGGGCGUGGUACAAUACAUGUUUCUUUGAUCUCUGCGACGCAGUUAUUAGAGAGGUUAUCUUAGUCGCAUGAUAAGAGUACAUCCGAAUACCAGAGAUUUUAUAUACUCCUGUUUCUCGUUGUUACAAUACUGGACCACAGAUAGCUUUAAGGCUUGGGAUUGGAUAGAUUUAAGUCUUUUGACGUUUAGGAUUUGAGAUUAGAGUUCAAGACUUAGAAUUGAAGAAUUAAGCAGAUUAUACAGCCCAUACCUAAUUCAAAAGUUAAUUCAAAAUAUUUUUUAAAUUUAUAUCAUUGUGAUACAUGUGUUAUUAUAUUGAUUUCUUUCAUCUCGUGUUAUUUAGGUUUGUGGCAAACCCAGCUACGGUAACAUGAUCUGUCCUUUUCCAAAUUUAACAAGAACCGUAACAGCUCAUCUUCAAGCUGAACUCUCAUUUUCCUUGGACGCGGUGACAACAUGGGAGGUGUUCAGUGGAUAUCCAAAGUUUAAGUCAAUGACCAUUGUUCCAGAUCCAAUUAUAACUAAAUUUGAUGGUGUUUUUGUUUUAAAGACCCCCACACUCGAGAUUAAG
Messenger RNA from Paramuricea clavata, 5135 nucleotides. The record is from the annotation of a GenBank genome assembly. NCBI's taxonomy places the organism in Eukaryota, Metazoa, Cnidaria, Anthozoa, Malacalcyonacea, Plexauridae.